Blastocystis hominis is the source of this 696-nucleotide messenger RNA. RefSeq lists its product as hypothetical. Lineage: Eukaryota; Bigyra; Opalinata; Blastocystidae. The record is from RefSeq and is a predicted model, not a curated record. Gene Ontology annotation, molecular function: protein binding; mRNA binding. The transcript has 4 exons. Bases 1 to 696 code for a protein of 231 amino acids.
AUGGACUCACAACCUACCAGUGAAUCCCAGACACCCAGUUCUCGCACUAGGUACUCAUUGACGGAGCGAGCUGCGUUUGCUGGGUACACCAUACCAGAGUGGUCCCAUACUCCCGAUUGCCCCUAUGCUCUCGAGGUCGUGAAGGGAGGUGUUUUGUUACAAACAAUUCCGAUCGAUCAACAGCCGUUUUACCUUAUCGGAAGAAAUGCGGAUGUGUCAGAUAUCGUUCCGGAGCAUCCUUCGCUUUCUCGAAUCCACGCCGUGCUUCAAAUGGGCAAAGAAGGACGAAUCGAGCUGCUCGAUUUCAAAAGUACCCAUGGCAGCUUCAUCAACGGCAAGCAAAUCAAAGCGUUCCAAUACUAUCCGCUCCAUGUCGGAGAUUACAUUCAAUUCGGCGGCAGUCUUCGCAUGUACACGCUCACAGGCCCCACCGACAAAAUGCAGCCCGAAACGAAAGUGCAGCUGCGUCCGGAAGACCGUCCGACGCCUCGCGAAGAGCCAGCGAAGGCCUCCAAAACGUCGAGCGAAUCGCAGGGCAAAGUGAAAGUGGCUCCGAUUCGGAUUCGCUUCCUCGGCGAGCGUCCCUCCGACGUGAAUCGCCGCAUCCAGCAAGAGAUUGCGAAUGGAUUGUGGGAUGCAGAUGAUGCAGAUGAUGAUGCGAUGGCUGUCGGAGUUGGGAUGCCUCGUUAUCAAUAG